AUGGUAUCCUCAACGGCCACCAACCUCGAGCGCGAGGACCACGCCCGCGAUGCGGAUUUCAACAAGGCCUUGCAUGGUAACAGUGCCAAGGCCACCGGUGGUCUCGCCGCCAUGUUCAGCAAAGGCCGCGAUGCUAAGCAGGCCGCUGUCGAUGAGUACUUCAAGCACUGGGAUAACAAGGCCGCCAAGGACGAGACUCCUGAGGAGCGCGCAGUGAGUCGUCCUGCUUUCUCGUGCUUCCUAUACCACCCCGAACUCUUCUACUACAAUCUUGCUACCGACCUGUACGAGUACGGCUGGGGCCAGUCCUUCCACUUCUGCCGCUUCUCUCAUGGCGAGCCCUUUUACCAGGCCAUUGCCCGCCAUGAGCACUACCUCGCCCACCAGAUUGGCAUCAAAGAGGGUAUGAAGGUUCUCGAUGUCGGAUGUGGUGUUGGUGGACCUGCGCGCGAAAUUGCAAAGUUCACUGGCUGCCACGUUACUGGCCUGAACAACAACGAUUACCAGAUUGAUCGAGCGACCCACUAUGCUGCGAAGGAAGGUCUAUCCAGCCAACUCGAGUUCGUCAAGGGAGACUUCAUGCAAAUGUCUUUCCCCGAUAACUCUUUCGAUGCCGUCUACGCUAUUGAGGCCACCGUCCACGCGCCUAGUCUUGAGGGUAUCUACAGCGAGAUCUUCCGCGUGUUGAAGCCUGGCGGUGUAUUUGGCGUCUACGAGUGGCUGAUGACGGAUCAAUACGACAACGACAACCUGGCCCACCGCGAAAUUCGCCUGGGAAUUGAGCAGGGCGACGGUAUUUCCAACAUGUGCAAAGUCUCGGAAGGCCUUGCCGCCAUGAAGGCUGCUGGCUUUGAGAUGCUUCACCACGAGGAUCUUGCCGAAAGGCCUGACCCUAUGCCAUGGUACUGGCCUCUAUCAGGCGACCUAAAGUAUAUCCAGUCUGUGUUCGAUGUGUUUACAAUUGUGCGAAUGACCAAGCUGGGGCGCUUCCUGAUGCAUAACAUGAUUGGUGGUCUUGAGGCCAUCAAGCUGGCUCCUGCUGGCACCAAAAAGACGGCCAAUAGCUUGGCAUGGGCUGGCGACUGUCUCGUUGCUGGGGGCAAGGAGCACUUGUUCACGCCCAUGUACCUGAUGGUUGGAAAGAAGCCCGCCAAUUAG
Messenger RNA from Colletotrichum navitas, 1158 nucleotides. Its product is annotated as S-adenosyl-L-methionine-dependent methyltransferase. Gene Ontology annotation, biological process: ergosterol biosynthetic process. Gene Ontology annotation, cellular component: endoplasmic reticulum. Gene Ontology annotation, molecular function: sterol 24-C-methyltransferase activity. The coding region runs from base 1 to 1158 and encodes 385 amino acids. Lineage: Eukaryota; Fungi; Ascomycota; Sordariomycetes; Glomerellales; Glomerellaceae. The record is from RefSeq and is a predicted model, not a curated record. The transcript is spliced from 3 exons.